Messenger RNA from Rhinichthys klamathensis goyatoka, 2692 nucleotides. It is a transcript of the gene snx5, whose product is annotated as sorting nexin 5. The record is from RefSeq and is a predicted model, not a curated record. NCBI's taxonomy places the organism in Eukaryota, Metazoa, Chordata, Actinopteri, Cypriniformes, Leuciscidae. Gene Ontology annotation, biological process: pinocytosis. The transcript has 13 exons. Gene Ontology annotation, molecular function: dynactin binding; phosphatidylinositol binding. The coding region runs from base 114 to 1313 and encodes 399 amino acids. Gene Ontology annotation, cellular component: endosome.
CACAGUGACAGGCGAGAGUGGAAAGUGAGGAGCACGAGCAGCAGUUGGAAAGUUAAAAGUACAGUUUAAUGUACAACUCAGAGACGAUACAAUAAGUGGAAUAUCUUCUGAACAUGACAUCUAUAUCACAGGACAGUGAUAAGGAGAAGGUGCGUUCUGUAUCAGUCGACUUGAAUCACGAUGCAUCUCUCCUCAUUGAUAUUCCUGAUGCCCUCUGUGAGCGUGACAAAGUCAAAUUUACCGUCCACACCAAGACCACACUUAGUUCCUUUCAGAAGCCAGAAUUUUCUGUGCCACGACAGCACGAAGAUUUCAUCUGGCUCCAUGACACAAUUGUGGAGACUGAGGAUUAUGCUGGCCUCAUUAUUCCUCCCGCCCCACCAAAACCUGACUUUGAGGGUCCCCGGGAGAAGAUGCAUAAAUUGGGAGAGGGGGAAUCGAGCAUGACAAAGGAAGAAUAUGCCAAAAUGAAGCAGGAACUUGAGGCAGAAUAUCUCGCUGUUUUUAAGAAGACCGUGCAGGUUCAUGAAGUUUUUCUUCAGCGACUCUCCUCCCACCCUGUCUUCAGCAAGGACAGAAACUUCCAGAUCUUCCUGGAAUACGACCAGGAUCUCACCGUAAGGAGGAAAAACGCCAAGGAAAUGUUUGGUGGGUUCUUUAAGAACAUGGUAAAGACCGCUGAUGAGGUCCUCAUCUCAGGGGUCAAGGAGGUUGAUGAGUUUUUUGAACAGGAGAAGACUUUUCUGUUGGAUUAUUCCGUUAAGAUCAAAGAUUCCGCUGCUAAGGCUGAGAAAAUGACCCGUUCACACAAAAAUGUUGCUGAUGAUUAUAACCACAUUUCUGGGGCUCUAAACAGCACUGCUGCAGACAACAACUCUGCCUUUAAAAAGCACUUAGAAAAAUGUGCUGACGUGUUUGAAAAGCUUCGAAAAGUGGAGGACAGGGUGGCAUCAGAUCAAGAGCUCAAGCUGACAGAAUUGUUAAGAUACUACACAAGGGACAUCCAGGCUGCUAAGGACCUUUUGUAUAGACGUGCACGGGCACUUGCCGAUUACGAAAAUUCCAAUAAAGCUCUUGACAAGGCUCGUCUGAAGGGGAAGGACAUCGCGCAGGCUGAGGAGAACCAGAAGCAGUGUCUGCAAAAGUUUGACAAGCUCUCUGAGUCUGGCAGGAAAGAGCUCACCAGCUUCAAGGCAAGGCGUGUUAUAGCCUUUCGUAAGAACUUGAUCGAGAUGACUGAGCUGGAAAUAAAACAUGCCAAGAACAGUGUGUCCCUUCUGCAAGGCAGCAUUGAGAUGCUCAAAGGCAACUGACCCACACGAUGAGGUCACUGGACCAUCUUGAGCUCCUAGCAUUGUUACCAACCCAAUAGAGGGGAACCUGGAUGCACCACUUCAAAUGUCCUUAAUGUGGUUCAAUAAUAACUCUAAAACAUAAAAAAGAGCCACCACCAGCAAUGUCUCUUCCAUGUUUACACUAUAUCUAUUUUUUUUUUCUCAUGCCCGUUUUUGUUUUUACUGCCUGAAUCUUGCCACCAAACUGAGGGCAGUGAACAUGACAUCACCCUAAGCUCUCCAAUUUAUUUAAGUUCAAUAACACAAUUGCUGUGUUAAGUAUUCCAGGUCUUGUAAGCAUUAGCUGAGAUAUUUUAGCUCAGAUUAUGCAGACAGUUAUAAACCACCACAAUGACAGAAGAAACAAAAGCACACAACGUGAUUUUCUUUUGUUUUUGACUGCAAUUUUGUACCUUUAAAUGUGAUUAAUCUGCUUUUUGCUGUCACACUGGAAAGCUGAUGCAUACUAAUCAUGAACUACUACAUAAAACUUGCCAUGUGAUGACAGAGCAGUAUAUAUCUCUGAAGUGUGGAUUUCACAUUUUUCUUUUCAAUUGAGACUCAUUUAAAGACACGACCCAAUUUGUCAUAGAUUACUAGACAAAAAUAUAAGCGCCAUGGGAAUUAAUUUACAUUCAAAUUCUGUCAAAUUACACUGUCAGGGUCAAAAACAGCACUUUUUGUAUUGCAUUUGGUGAUUUUUAUGUUAAACGUAAAGGACUGUGAAAUUGCAGACUGACUCUGAUGUCCCCUUUUGGUUUGUGUGGGUGAAUCUCACAACUUUCUUUGUUUUGUUACUAUUAGUAGUUUGUGGAAUCCAGAGUUUUUUUAUGGUAAAGGUUAUGCAGCCAUGAAUAAGAUGGUGGUUCCAUAUAUGUUUUCCUCAAGCUGCAUGUUUUCCAUGAACUCAUCUUUUUUUGAUGACUGAAGUCAGAUCCUAUAGAGUCAUAUGUGAAAAAUGCUUCUGAUUUAAGUUUAUAUUUAGUUAAUUUAGUUUAAUAGUUUGUAUCCACACCCUUUUCCUAUCAUAUAAAUCAGCAUUCUUUAUUCAAAUGUAUUUUUUUACUUGACUAAACGAUUUCUCUUGAUGUUGUUACUAACAGUUUAAGACUUGCUACAUUUAAAUUCAGUGGACCAAUAUAUGUGUAAAGUUUGGUUUUAUGUAAAGCCACAAAAAUAUGUAACUGUGCUGUUCUUAUAAUGGAGAUUGAUUUGUAAAAGCACUAUUAUAAUGAUGUGCAGACUCAGAUGACAAAUUUUGUAAAUGAUUGUAUAGAUGAAAAAAGUGUUUUCAUAUGGAGUAUCAUCAUUUUUAUGAAAACUUGCAAUGAUGAAAAUGAAUAUGCCCUGCUUUCCCA